This is a messenger RNA of Chara braunii, 1461 nucleotides long. Lineage: Eukaryota; Viridiplantae; Streptophyta; Charophyceae; Charales; Characeae. The record is from the annotation of a GenBank genome assembly.
AUACGCACAGCACGACUGUAGAACAUCGCCCGUCAUUCAACACGACCGUGCUCUUUGCUUGUAACGCGGUGCCCUUCCUCAGUCUUCUUCUCCCAAGCUCCAUCCUCUGCCCUCUCUGCCCCUCUCGCUCAGGUGCCGCUUCCGCUCAUACGAUGGCGCGCCCGAGCACUGGUCUGCUGCUGGCCACUCCGCUAAUUUGCCUUGCCCUCUGCGCCGUGAUCCCAUCCGUCCAUGGUCUCCGCCGGUUGUCAUCGGGUUGUGGCGGCUGUCCGUCGUCCUGCGACACGGCGCUGAAGGGCUGCGACUUCUACUUUUAUGGUCACGAGAACAACGUGCCGAAGAUCAAACUCAUCCGAAAGGGAGACAAUACCAUUUACGUCCGAUGCGGUCAUAUUCUGCACCGGGUUGGGUACGACACCCGCCCCGUGAAGGUCGUGAACUCUGCAAGCUGCGCGAUUCUCCAGGGGCGGACGUGGAACACGAAUGCGUGCCAGCAUCGGCUGUACGGCAAUGGCAGGCACCUUGCGUCUCGCGAGUUCAACGUGGGCAAUCCCAGCGACUUCCUGAACGCGUGCAUCAAGGUCCAGAUCAGCGCGGCGCAGUACGAGGACGGAGGAAACUUCAACAACGGUCACAAGAACCCUAGGGCCUGCAUCGUCGUGAAGACGGAGAGGUCCUUUGGGUAGCUGCAGCGGAUCGGCCGAAGAAAGGAGAAGAUCGGUAGCUAGGGUAAAUAACGACUGUUGCAAUCGUGUUUGUGUUCUUGUGAACAAGAGUGAUAUGUGUGUUUUCUUGUGUACAAAAGUGCACUUGCCUCCAUUGGUACUUCGGAUUUGAAUUGGGUGUACUUAUUUACAGACGAACACACACACGUAGCACCCCGCUCUAGGUGGAAGAUGGAAAAUUACGCAGAAUGGUGAAUUAUAAUAGCCGCUCCUUUCCUGUAGUCCUUGUAAGGUUGGGAUCUAUCGAGUACCGCAAACCAUGGGUUAUGAAGAUUUCGUAAUUUAUACAAUUAUGGGGAAAAAGGUGUAGAUUGAGGUCUGUAGAUACAAUGACAUUGUAUGAGUUUUCUUGGUAGCUUCACUUCCAUUUAAGUAGGAGAUACGGUUGGGGUGGGGGAGAGAGAGAGAGAGAGAGAGAGAGAGAGAGAGAGAGAGAGAGAGAGAGAGAGAGAGAGAGAGAGAGAGAGAGUACAGCUGCAGCAUGUUGACGCGAUGAGGCACGACUGUUUUGGGGUGUCAUUUUCCAUUUACAAGCUGAAAAUUUCCGUGAAAAGACUUCAGCUUCCCUGUUAUCGUAUGCGAUUUCUUCGGUAGCGAAAAGACCUCAGAAUUCAGGAGAUCCGUAGUUGUGAUGUAGGUAUUCUUAGCGUCCCGAGUACUUGCCUUUAGAUCUGACGGUCUGAAAUUCUCAUUAAGGGUUAGCUCUUUGGAUCUAGAACAAAGGUGUCCGCAAUCA